This is a messenger RNA of Funneliformis geosporum, 213 nucleotides long. The record is from the annotation of a GenBank genome assembly. NCBI's taxonomy places the organism in Eukaryota, Fungi, Glomeromycota, Glomeromycetes, Glomerales, Glomeraceae.
AUGGAGGAUGUUCAACAAAAAUUUUCAGAUUUAGCAGAAGAUGAUUUUGAAGAAGAAGAAAAAAUUGUAAAAGCUACAGAAAUUUUAGGUGGAACAGUUGAAAGAAUUAAUUUAAAUAAUAAUGAAAUGGCAUUUGAUGAAGAGAUUGUGAUAGAAGAUGAUGAACAAUCACUACCAAAUAAUGCUACUAGAAAAAUUAGAAUUAAUGAACCC